Messenger RNA from Ipomoea triloba (trilobed morning glory), 1485 nucleotides. RefSeq lists its product as uncharacterized. The transcript has 2 exons. Gene Ontology annotation, molecular function: zinc ion binding; nucleic acid binding; catalytic activity. The record is from RefSeq and is a predicted model, not a curated record. The coding region runs from base 1 to 1485 and encodes 494 amino acids. NCBI's taxonomy places the organism in Eukaryota, Viridiplantae, Streptophyta, Magnoliopsida, Solanales, Convolvulaceae.
AUGAACAUAGGUCGGCCGGUAAAAACGGACACUACAACUAGUCUGGUUUCAAUUGGAAAGUUUGCAAGGGUCUGUGUCGAAUUAGACCUUUCAAGGCCUUUACUGUCCAAGUUCACAUUAGAAGGCGAAAUAGUUCCUAUCGAGUACGAAGGAAUUCAGAUGGUAUGCUUCAAAUGCGGCAUGUAUGGCCAUAAGAAAGAUCAAUGCGGGAGUCAAAACCUAAACGAAGAAGGUAAAGGGGCGGAGGCACAAACAGACCAAGAGCAGAAUGAUAUAACCCAAACAAAAGGCAAAGAACAGCCCAAGUAUCAAUAUACAAAGCCGGUAAGGGACUUUAGUAAGAACUUCGGGGAGUGGAUGCUAGUCGCCAAGAAGGAAAGAAAGGGAUAUCGCAGGGACGGAGCUCGUGCUCCGAACACGGGCAACAGAAACCAUGUUCAACCACAGGCUGCUGGGGCAGGAGGUCCUCAAUUUCAAUCUCGGUAUGCUGCAUUAGAAGAUCUGGAUAACAAUGGAAAUGAGCUCCAACUGGAAGACAGGACCACCACACCAAUGAUCCAGAAUGUGCAACAGUCACUCCCGAAUAUUCGUACCAAUCAAGAUCAGUACCGGCAGAGAAGGCAAAGCGAGAAUCUCCACCAAACAGAGAUGCAGACGUACACGAAAGGAAGGGCAGUCGGUGGAGUCCAAUUAAACACCGGGGGCAGAGGAAAUGCCAGGAAUAGAGGCGGAAGAAGGGCUCAACCAAGAAGGGCUGCAGCAGAAUCCGAACACACAGUGGAUGCUGCCUCUAAUGAGUUCCGGCGCACCCUGAAGAAAUUUUGUCGGGAUCAUACACCCGACGUUGUUUGUUUGAUUGAGCCAAAAGUAUUAGGCUCACACGCUAACUCUAUAUGUAAAAAGUUGGGUUUUGAUGAAUGGGUCCGAGUAGAAGCUGUAGGGUUUUCUGGGGGAAUUUGGAUACUCUGGAAGGCCUCAUUAAAAAUAGAAAUCAUAAAUACUCACCCACAAUUUAUUAACUUGCAGGUUCAGGAAGGUCUGUUAUCACAAUGGACGUUUACAGUGGUGUAUGGCAGCCCAAACAAAUCACUAAGAAGGAGGUUGUUUGCCGAUCUAUCCUCAGAUAAUAUGAGAACACAGCAAUGUUGGUUAAUUUGUGGUGACUUCAAUGCGGUUACAAGUAGGGAAGAAGUGAGCAACCCAGGCUGUUUCAACAAUACUAGAAGUGUCGAUUUCGUGGAAUGGAUUUUUAGAGAAGGGCUAGUGGAUCUUGGUUUCGAGGGUCCUAAAUUUACCUGGAGGCGGGGAGAAAACACAUCACAUUACAAAGCGGCGAGACUUGACAGAGCAUUUGGAAACGAGGACUGGAAAUUGAGUUUCCCAAAUACGAAGAUAGAGCACCUCCCGAUCAUCAAUUCUGAUCAUGCACCUUUGCUUAUAACAACUAACCCCAUUGUGACUUUUGAUGGGAAUAGGAAGUUCUGA